This is a messenger RNA of Lactuca saligna, 417 nucleotides long. The record is from the annotation of a GenBank genome assembly. Lineage: Eukaryota; Viridiplantae; Streptophyta; Magnoliopsida; Asterales; Asteraceae.
AUGAUCCGGUUACCUGAUGAUAUGUUCCCUUACCGUGUCCCUGUAACAACAACAAAAUCCCAGAAAAACCCACUCCCAACAGCUCACACUGAAUGCAAAGUCAACAUUGACCAGCCUGAUCCAAAUCAUGAAAAAGCAUGUACUAUACCUGAUAAAGAGAUUAAGGAACAUGUUGAGAAAGAAAAAGACACAUCAGAAGACACAAAACAAAGAGAACAUGAUCAAGAUGAUAAAUAUUGUGAUGUGACACAUCAUUUUUCCCAAAAUAAACCCCCACGUACUCUUGAAGACUCUGUAGCUGAACUCUUUCAUCAAGAUGUACAUGCUCAAAUGCUUUGUCUUCGUGAGAAGGUGAAGGAAAGAUUGAGCAACUCAGAUGAUUACCAGUCAUUUUUGAAGUGCAUUGCAGAGUAUUGA